CCAAUGCUUUAGUGAUGAUGCUGCUGAUCUAUUUGGGAAGUUGGCUCGCUCUCAGCUUCGCCGAGCUUCGUCUUCUCAAAGGCUCUUCUCACACUGCAAAUAUGCACAGUGCAGCCUCAGUGCAUGAAUGAAAAAAAGCAUCUCCUGCCUUCCCAGCCGCCUGUCCACCAUGGAUCCCAAACCUCACAUCUGCCUCUCCCUGCUGCUGCUGCUGCUGUCCCAGGUUCUUGCAUUUGCUGCUGCUGCACGAGAUUUCGACUGCAUCCCGGGAUUCCAACAGAAGAUAUUUUACAUAGAGCAGCCGCUGGAGUUUCUGGAAGACCAGCUUGUCUUAAAUGUGCAGUUUGACGAUUGUCAAGGUAACGAGGAGGUGAGAUACGAAGUCUCCAAUCCCAACUUCAAAGUGGAAGGCGAUGGAUCGUUAAUCGCGCUGAGAAACGUUACGGAAAAUAUCCGGGCGCUGUUCAUCCACGGGCGCUCCCCCCACUCCGACGACAUGGCGGAAGUAAAGAUCCUCGGCAGGAAGGAGCGACAUAACUCCAUCAAGAACAUGCUUAAGGUACCAAGACAUCUCUCACUUAUGCGACACAGGAGAUCGAUUGUGGCCCCUCCGGUCUCAAUGGCCGAGAACCAGCGAACGCCGUUCCCAAAGAUUGUGGGCAAGGUUGUGGUGAGUGACAAGUUACAGGGAUCCAAGUUCCGCCUCUAUGGAAAGGGCGUGGACGAAGAACCAAAGGGAAUAUUCAAGAUAAAUGAAAAUACCGGAGAGGUCUCAGUGUCCAGAUCCCUCGAUCGGGAGUUGAUUCCAUCUUACCAGUUGCGGGUGGAAACCAUAGAUGAAAGUGGAAAAACCAUUGAGGGCCCAGUGGAUCUAGAAGUCCUGGUCAUCGAUCAGAAUGACAACCGACCAAUCUUCAAGGAAGGACCUUACGUCGGCCAUGUUCUCGAAGGGUCUCCAACUGGUACCACAGUGAUGAACAUGCUGGCGUUUGAUGCGGACGACCCCACAACUGACAACGCCGUUCUGCGCUACAAUAUCCUCAAGCAAACGCCCGACAAGCCCUCGCCUAACAUGUUCUACAUCGACCCUGAAAAGGGCGACAUUGUCACGGUGGUGUCCCCGGCGAUGCUGGACCGCGAAACGUUAAUAGCCCCGCAGUAUGAAUUAAUAGUGGAGGCCAAGGACAUGGCCGGGAUGGAUGUUGGAUUAAUCGGCACGGCCACCGCAACCAUUGUCAUCGAUGACAAGAAUGACCACCCGCCGGAGUUCACAAAGAAAGAGUUUCAAGCCACGGUAAAGGAAGGAGUUACGGGCGUGAUGGUCAACCUAACGGUGAAUGACAAGGACGACCCUACUACUGGAGCAUGGAGGGCCGUUUAUACCAUCAUUAAUGGAAAUCCAGGCCAGAGCUUCGAAAUUCACACCAAUCCCAACACAAAUGAAGGGAUGCUUUCUGUGGUCAAGCCGUUGGAUUGCGAGAUUUUGGCGUUUCACACUCUUCUAAUCAAAGUCGAGAACGAGGACCCUCUCAUCCCAGAUGUGGGCUACGGAGCCAGCUCCACCGCCACCGUCCAGAUCAAUGUCCUGGAUGUGAACGAGGGCCCGGUUUUCCACCCGGACCCCAUGAAAGUGUCAACGCCAGAAAAUAUCCCGGUUGGAUCUAUGCUGCUCACUGUAAGUGCCACCGACCCGGACACCUUGCAGCACCAGACGAUCCGGUUCUCAGUGCUGAAGGACGAUGCUGGCUGGCUCUCCAUUAACUCACUGAACGGAACAGUCAACACCACAGCGCCACUCGACCGGGAGUCUUCGUUUGUUCGCAACAACACGUACACGGCCCUGAUCCUAGCAAUAGACAAUGGCACUCCUCCAGCUACUGGCACGGGGACAUUACAAAUUACAUUAGAAGACGUUAAUGACAACGCGCCAUACAUCAACCCAACCUCGGCCAAGAUGUGCGAAGACUCCAAAGAUCUCAACGUUAUCACUCUGGUAGCGUGGGACCGCGACCUUCAUCCGAACUCCGAACCCUUCAAAUUCGACCUGGGCAAACAAGCCAGCCCGGCGUGGAAAAUCAACCAACUAAACGGUACUCACGCACAGGUCAGCCUUCUACAGAACCUGAAGAAAAACAAUUACAACGUGCCGGUGGUGGUAACGGACGCCGGGAAGCCGCCCCUGUCCUACAGCACGGACCUGACCAUCCAAGUGUGCUUGUGCAAAAAAGGCAGAAUAGACUGCAGUUCGGCCGACGCCCCCCACGUCAGCGCGGCCCUCGUCCUCCUCUUCACACUCUACAACCUCUUCUGUCUGUAAGCACCGGGAACUUUUUACGCUGGCUACCACAUCGCCAUGGCAACAGGAAGGAAGGACGGGGAAGGGAAAAAAAAAAGUGUUUACCGGAAGACUGCAGUACAGAAGACCGGGCUUCGGCCGCUCUCCAGACUCUCUGUUUAAUUUGCAACCUCAAUUAUUCUCUUAAAAAACAAAAAAACUAAACAAAACCGGGACACCAAUCCUUCGCCAGCCUCUGACUCUGCAUUCUUUUUAUUAACGGGAUCGCUGCUGGAGUGCCGCAAGACUGCAGCCCCUCCCCCACCCCCCCCCCCCCCCCGAAAGACACCGGGAACACAAGUUGUUUGAACUCGUCCUGCUCCAGACGCAACCAUCGCAUCUCCCGACGCUCGCCGUUUCUUUCUACUCUUAUUGUACCGAUUGACCGAAGAAAACUAAAACUGUUUUUAUUUU
This is a messenger RNA of Rana temporaria (common frog), 2749 nucleotides long. RefSeq names its product cadherin 13 (gene CDH13). Lineage: Eukaryota; Metazoa; Chordata; Amphibia; Anura; Ranidae. The record is from RefSeq and is a predicted model, not a curated record. Gene Ontology annotation, cellular component: plasma membrane; adherens junction; catenin complex. Gene Ontology annotation, biological process: cell-cell junction assembly; multicellular organism development; sprouting angiogenesis. The transcript has 14 exons. Gene Ontology annotation, molecular function: calcium ion binding; cadherin binding. The coding region runs from base 128 to 2317 and encodes 729 amino acids.